AUUCUAAAAUGGAUGAAAAUGAAGAUUUGUUGAAAGACCUAAUCAAACAUGCAAAGAAGAGGCCAGAGUACGCCCGCAUGGUGUCAUGGGAAUUUAAAAAUGAAACCAAAAUGCCAAACAGAAAGAAGAAGCAGCUGCAGAAAGAAUCCCUCAAAGAGCAAGAGGCAAGUAAAGCUAAGGAGGAAAAGGACAAGAAGUUCUCUUCAUCAUCAGCACAGAAAGAAGAAUUCGAUUCAGAGAGUUCUUAUUACUCAGCCGAGGAAGGAAUGGACUCGGAAGAAUCUACAGGGAGUUUGGAGGAAGCUGUAGAUGAGAUUAAUUUACAAAAUGAAGUAGGUUUUAUGAAUUUUCCUUCACAGACAAACACUCGACACAGAGCUCCAAGUAAAAAGCAGAAACGUAAAAGACGAUAUCAGAUGACUUAUUGUGAUCAGAUUCUGCCAUUUAUGAACUGUGGCCUUAGCAUUGAGGAGGAUAUCCAAGAAGUUGUGUCUGAAAUCCAGGGGAAACAAAUCACUGUGUUGAGGGAAGUGCCAAGUCUGUCCUUUCUAUGUAUUAAGAUGCUGAGAGGAGUUAGGUUCCCUUCAGACUCUAUGCCCCAUCUAAUUAAGUCCCAGAUCUAUGGUGCCAACACAGACUUACAAUUUAAGAAAUUUCAGUAUGGAUGGCUGUUAAACAUGCUGGCUUUUGUGGAAAAGAAAGAAGAAAAUUAUUUGUACUGGGAAAGAAAACCAGGAUUCAAUGAAUUUUCUCAGGUAUCAACACUUCCAAUGUGCAGUGUGUGGUAUUCUCUGCCUUAUGUAAAGGGAUCAAGCACACAGUUUACAAAUGUUUACAACAAGAACAAAGUCACAGCUUGUAUGAUGUACACCAGUGGACAUGCAAUAUGCCCACCACUUCUGCAGUAUGAUUCUCAUUCUUCUGCUGCAAUAUUGCAGUAUAUGCCUUGGUUUUUGUCAGUACUGGGGACUUUAAUUGAAUGUAUGCUUCCAUCUCAAAUAUCUUGGAGGAAAUUAAAGGGUAAAGUCCCCUAUCAGAGUGAGGAGGCACACCUGAGAAUGGCUGCCAAAACUGCUGGUCAACAAAUAAAACAUACUCUAUCUAAAAGACUUCCAAAAAUCGUCAAAGAGUUCUUCGAUGUGGCCCUACCUUAUGCAUUCUGGGCUAGAGGAGAUAUCCAGCAUGCAACAGAACUGUUCUGCCAGCUUUCUCAGUCAGAAAAAAGAUAUAGAUACAGGGCAGCAUUUUUGAAUGAAGCAGGUCGAAUGCAUGCCAUAUCAGGAGAAACAACUAGUGCUGUCAAAUUUUACAGAUUAGCUUCAGAGGCUACCCUAUCUAAACCCCAAAAUACCCAGCAUGCUCCUGAAAUAGAGGGUCAGGCUAUGAUGCUGCUGGCCAAUCUGAAUGACCAGGG
Messenger RNA from Saccostrea cuccullata (small rock oyster), 1414 nucleotides. RefSeq lists its product as uncharacterized. The record is from RefSeq and is a predicted model, not a curated record. NCBI's taxonomy places the organism in Eukaryota, Metazoa, Mollusca, Bivalvia, Ostreida, Ostreidae. The transcript has 4 exons. The annotation marks the transcript as partial.